UGAUGUAGUGGUUGUGUUGCAAUGUGUCCCUGAAUCUACUGAUUCAAAUAGAUGUGAAUAGGCCUGAUAGACCGACCAUGAUCAUACUAUUGCUAGUCACACACAUUUUGCAAAAUUGCAGUUUAACUGCACUUUCACUGUAACCACACAUACAUUAACUAAUAAUACAAUUGUAACUAAUAUUACGAUAUAAAGUGUGGUAUUUAUUCAGGAAUAGUCCUUUCAAUUCACAAUCACUUGUGUCUGUAAUUCACUGUUUCUCUCUUUGGGCCGAAGCCGAAGACAUGGAUGUGAUUACUCUGUGAACACAAUUCAGUGAUCGUAUAUUUUUAGUCAUUUUUUAUUUAUUUCAUUGAAUUAUUUGGUGCUAAACAUUGUGUGGAAGCGAUGGCCCAAAACAUAUGCUCGUUGGCCAAGAAUCGGAUCAGUUUUCGACGAUUGGCGGCCAUCAACGGCGCGAACAGUGGUUUGGUAUACAAUCAACGACUGGUGCUCUCAAACCAUACGAGCCAUACAACUGGUGAUGAGACCACUGCCAGCGUUCGGCCAGAAUUGGAUCUCAAUUUCGACAAUACUUUGGAAGCCUUCAAGAGUAAGACAACUGGAGAACUGGUCCGCGCUUUGGUUGUCCUCAAGUUGUGCUCAUUUGAUAUACUCGUUAACAAUCAUCCGAAGCUCAUUAAAUUUGGUCGAAGAGUUUUUGGUGAGAAUCUAUUCAAAUGGAUGCUAAAGAAGUCAUUUUAUGGCCAAUUCGUUGCCGGAGAGAACGAAGUGACCAUUCGUCCCAUUUUGGAUCACUUGCGCUCAUUUGGAGUCAAAUCUAUACUCGAUUACAGCGCCGAAGAAGACAUCACCGAAGAGGAGGCCAUCGAUCAUGAAAUGCCAUCUCAGUCAAACGCGGACCAUAAGCCAGACGAUACUUUGAUACAAUAUACUGCCCAAAAAGAGUUCGCCGAUCGGCGUAAAUACCGUCCGGUGGCGCGAACCUACUUCUACAUGAAUGAGGCCAAUUGCGAGAAGAAUAUGACCACUUUCUUGAAAUGUAUUGACGCCGUGGCCGGCGCUACACUACACACCGGCUUUGCGGCCAUUAAGCUGACCGCUUUGGGUCGACCGGUACUAUUGUCUCAAUUAUCGGAAGUGAUCGCUCGAACGCGUAAGUACUUCACGAACAUCACGGGUGUGGAGAAGAUGGUUAGGGGACACAUAUCGCCCGAAGAGUUUCAAAAGCAUUUGGAUCAGAGAUUCAAAGUGAAGACCGACAACGAAGAGAUCAAGAAUUGGUUCAAACAAAUGGAUUACGACAGACGGGGUCUCAUGAAUCUGUUUUCGUGGAACGGACUCAUAGAUAUGGAGCACUUGAUCACCGAUCUGUUCAAAGUGCCAAACCUGACGACCGGCCGAUUGGAGCCCAUUAUCAGCGCAUUGACGCCCGAAGAGGAAGAGAUGUUCAGGAAUAUGAUGCGAAGAAUACACACCAUCGCCAGCACAGCGCGCGAUCGGGACGUACGAGUGCUGAUCGACGCCGAGCAGACAUACUUCCAGCCGGCCAUCAAUCGGAUCACAAUGGAGUUAAUGCGCAAAUACAAUAAGGAAAAGGCCAUCAUUUUCAACACAUACCAGUGCUAUCUUAAAAGCGCUAACGAGUGUUGUGUAGUAGACCUGGAAUUAGCUCAGAGGCAGAACUUUUUCUUCGGCGCAAAACUGGUUCGCGGGGCUUAUCUCGAACAGGAGAGACAGAGGGCUGCACUCGUCGGCUACGAAGACCCCAUCAAUGAUACCUACGAACUCACUACUGAUAUGUAUCACAAGAAUCUCGACUUUUUCAUGAGAAAAAUCAUUGAAUCGGGAAUUGAGAACAAGAAGAUCGCUAUUAUGGUCGCAUCACAUAACGAAGAUACUGUCAGAUUCACCGUCGAUAAAAUGAAAGAGCUGGGAAUAAGACGCGGCCAUAAAGUGAUAUGUUUUGGACAGUUAUACGGAAUGUGUGAUCAAAUCAGCUUUUCUUUAGGACAAUCGGGUUAUUCUGUAUAUAAAUACGUUCCGUACGGACCCGUAGAGGAAGUGAUACCCUAUCUGUCGCGUCGGGCCAUUGAAAAUCACGGAAUCAUCAAAAACGCCAAAAAAGAGCGCAGACUUAUGUCUAAAGAGCUGCUCCGGCGGGUCACGACUGGCGAUGUAUUUCACAAACCGGUCGGCAAUUAUACGCCUAUUUAAGGGCUCGAUAUAUACAUUGUGUAUAGAUCUAAGUCUUUUUAACAAACGAUUUAUCGUUUUUAGUCAUGUUUUUAGCCAAC
Medioppia subpectinata is the source of this 2297-nucleotide messenger RNA. The record is from the annotation of a GenBank genome assembly. NCBI's taxonomy places the organism in Eukaryota, Metazoa, Arthropoda, Arachnida, Sarcoptiformes, Oppiidae.